This is a messenger RNA of Penicillium subrubescens, 792 nucleotides long. RefSeq lists its product as uncharacterized. Bases 1 to 792 code for a protein of 263 amino acids. NCBI's taxonomy places the organism in Eukaryota, Fungi, Ascomycota, Eurotiomycetes, Eurotiales, Aspergillaceae. The record is from RefSeq and is a predicted model, not a curated record. Gene Ontology annotation, molecular function: ureidoglycine aminohydrolase activity. The transcript has 2 exons.
AUGGGCAACGACAAGAAGAUCGGCGCCUACUAUGCGCCCACCGGUGGCCUGCCACCCCAAACACAGCUUCUCACCGACCGCGCCAUGUUCACCGAGGCCUACGCGGUCAUUCCCAAGGGCACAUUCAGCGACAUUGUCACGAGCUUCCUCCCCUUCUGGGACCAGACACGACUAUGGGUGAUCGCCCGCGGUGGCAGUGACCGUGCCGAACUCGACGACGGUGCCGAGGGUGUUAUCUUCGUGGUCGAGGGUGAAGUGACCAUCACGCUGGCUGGUGAAUCGCACACCCUCACCGAAGGCGGAUACGCUUAUCUCCCACCCAAGAGCGGCUGGACUCUGCGCAAUGCUGGUGCGGCGACUGCCCGUUUCCACUGGGUUCGCAAGGCGUAUGAAUAUGUCGAGGGCCUCGAUGCGCCUAACCCGCUUUUCUUGAACGAGAAGGAUAUCAAGCCCACCGAGAUGCCUGGCACUAACGGUGCGUGGGCAACCACCCGUUUUGUCGACCCCUCUGAUCUGCGUCACGAUAUGCACUGCACUAUUGUUACUUUCGAGCCUGGCGGUGUUAUCCCCUUCGCCGAGACCCAUGUCAUGGAGCACGGACUUUAUGUGCUGGAGGGUAAGGCUGUGUACCGUCUGAACCAGGACUGGGUCGAGGUCGAGGCGGGUGAUUUCAUGUGGCUGCGCGCUUUCUGCCCGCAGGCCUGCUACGCUGGUGGCCCCGGCAAGUUCCGUUACUUGCUCUAUAAGGAUGUCAAUCGCCACAUGAAGCUCGCUCACCACUCCCGGCUUUAA